Molecule: messenger RNA, 759 nt
Organism: Vicia faba (fava bean)
Lineage: Eukaryota; Viridiplantae; Streptophyta; Magnoliopsida; Fabales; Fabaceae
Source: the annotation of a GenBank genome assembly
AUGACUCAAUCCAUGUCUCACAAACCCUCCAUUGACUCGUGCGUCUUACACCUCCGUAACUGGAAGCCCUUCCACCUCCCCCAAAAAAAAGACACCUCCCACAACAACAAACGCCCCUGUCUCUCCGACCGAACCACCACUUCCUUUUCCCUCGACCUCUCCAAACUAACCCUCGCCGAUGACGACAACAGACCAAUCAACCGAACCGGGAGCUACCGUCUCGUUGCCCGCAAGCGACGCCGUCGUGGUUCCAGAUCUGUUUCCGGCCGGAGUAGCGAGCGGAGUGCUACGCGACGUUGCUGUUCCGUUGGGGCUUCUGCUGCUUAUGGAACUUGCUCUGAUUUUCCGGUGGCUAUGGGGACUGAUUCGAGUGGGGAGCUUUUUGGGAAUGGGGAUGCGAAUUGGGCUUCUGAUGUGAGUGAAGCUAAGAAUUCCAGGGAGUGUGGGAGUGGAGAGAAGGAGAAGGAGAAGGAGAAUGUCGGGGUUGGGUUUGGGGUGAAUGGGUGUUCUGAUGCCAAUGGAAAUGAAUCUGGGUAUGGGAGUGAACCAGGGUAUCGCGGGGAUGCUGAAUUUGGGUAUGGGGAUGAGUUUGAUGAGGAAGAGGAUGAUCAUAGAGUCUUGUUUUGGGGAAACCAGCUCGGAGGAGGUGCAGAUUCAAAAAUGGAGAUGGUUGGGGAAAACACCUUGCUAGAUCAAAAAUCUCAUCAUAGAUGCCGCCGCAGAAAGAAUGAUUGUAGAAUGAUUGAUGCAUUAAGGUGA